This is a messenger RNA of Sciurus carolinensis (gray squirrel), 755 nucleotides long. RefSeq names its product lymphocyte antigen 6 family member L (gene Ly6l). The coding region runs from base 17 to 505 and encodes 162 amino acids. The transcript has 2 exons. The record is from RefSeq and is a predicted model, not a curated record. Lineage: Eukaryota; Metazoa; Chordata; Mammalia; Rodentia; Sciuridae. Gene Ontology annotation, cellular component: plasma membrane.
CGCUGGCACGGGCGUCAUGGGGCGGCUGGUGCUGGCGCUGUGGGCGACUCUGAUGUCCGCGGACCUCGCCGGCGUCCCGACCAUACCAGGUCAGGGCGCAGAGACCGCGACUGGGGCGACCAGCGCGCCCUCUGCCCACAGCAGCGCCUUGCUGCCCACAACCCAGAACCUGAGCUGCUUCCAGUGCUUCAAGGUCAACAGUUGGAGCCUCUGCAAGCCCGCCGUGUGCCCCGCCACCGCGCAAGUCUGCGUCUCCAACGAGGUGUUAAUCCUCAGGAGGUCAAAGGUCAGAAUUCUGAUCAGCAAGAGGUGCGCUGUCAGCUGUCCAAACUCCAACAACGAGUUUAAGUGGUCAUCCGGCCCUGGGCUGCGGGGCAGUGUCAUCAGGCGCUGCUGCUCAGGGCCACUCUGCAACACGGCACCCGCUGCCCUGGAGACACUCUGGGCCCUGUCCAGGCAGCUCCUGCUGCAAGUGGGCCUGGGCAUUUUCUGGGCCAUGUUGUGAUGGCUCACCCACAUCCCUGGUGACUUGUUUUGUCUUCCACCUCCAGCUGCCAUCUGGCCUCCCUCCCCAGCCAGGGGACACUCCCUGUCUAGACCUUGCCUCUUCCCCUGUCCAACGCCUUUCUCAAGAAGCCAGUGAAUGCUGGCCAAGCUCCUCAUGGAGAAGGGGCAUUCCCCGUGAGGGUCAGGAAGGGCCCCGUGACGGAAGGGUCCUGGGCGGCACCCUGACUCUCACAGCCCCGCUCUGUGCC